GAUUGUUGGGACGGUGGCCGUGAGGAGCCAGUCAGUGUGAGACGUGUCUCUCCUUAGGCUGCACAUCCCAUCAUGGCUCCCAAAGGCACCAGCAAACAGCAAAGCGAGGAAGACCUCUUACUGCAGGACUUCAGCCGCAACCUCUCGGCUAAAUCGUCUGCUCUUUUCUACGGCAAUGCCUUCAUCGUGUCCGCCAUCCCGAUCUGGUUGUAUUGGAGGAUAUGGCAUAUGGACCUUGUGCAGUCGGCUGUUCUAUACACCGUGAUGACGCUGGUCAGCACUUACCUUGUAGCUUUCGCUUACAAGAAUGUCAAAUUUGUUCUUAAACAUAAGGUGGCCCAGAAACGAGAGGAUGCAGUUUCUAAAGAGGUAACGCGCAAGCUGUCUGAAGCCGAUAACAGAAAGAUGUCAAGGAAGGAGAAAGAUGAAAGGAUUCUGUGGAAGAAAAACGAAGUUGCCGAUUAUGAGGCUACCACUUUCUCCAUUUUCUACAAUAACAGCCUGUUCCUAGUAGUGGUCAUCGUUGCUUCAUUCUUCCUGCUGAAGAACUUCAACCCUACAGUGAACUACAUUUUAACUAUUAGUGCAUCCUCUGGUUUGAUCGCUCUGCUGUCAACAGGAUCCAAGUAAAUAUUUUGAACCGUGAACAACUUACUUUCUACAUCAACUUUUUCUGUAAACUUUUUUUU
This is a messenger RNA of Spea bombifrons (plains spadefoot toad), 689 nucleotides long. RefSeq names its product signal sequence receptor subunit 3 (gene SSR3). Gene Ontology annotation, biological process: SRP-dependent cotranslational protein targeting to membrane. The transcript is spliced from 5 exons. Gene Ontology annotation, cellular component: membrane; endoplasmic reticulum. NCBI's taxonomy places the organism in Eukaryota, Metazoa, Chordata, Amphibia, Anura, Pelobatidae. Bases 73 to 630 code for a protein of 185 amino acids. The record is from RefSeq and is a predicted model, not a curated record.